Messenger RNA from Centrocercus urophasianus (Greater sage-grouse), 2429 nucleotides. RefSeq names its product ATP binding cassette subfamily E member 1 (gene ABCE1). Bases 157 to 1956 code for a protein of 599 amino acids. The transcript has 18 exons. The record is from RefSeq and is a predicted model, not a curated record. Gene Ontology annotation, molecular function: iron ion binding; ribosomal small subunit binding; ATP hydrolysis activity. Gene Ontology annotation, biological process: translational termination; translational initiation; ribosomal subunit export from nucleus. NCBI's taxonomy places the organism in Eukaryota, Metazoa, Chordata, Aves, Galliformes, Phasianidae.
UCUUGGCCGGGUGGCGGCGGGAGCACGUUGUGCCGGACCGCGCUCGGCAGCUGCGGCGGCCGCUGAGCCCGGUCCGGAAGGCGGGCCCCGUUUCUCGAUCUGGAAGACAGAUCGCCCUCAUAAUUGGUGAAUGCGUGCAGCCAUCAACCGUGCACGAUGGCAGACAAAUUAACAAGAAUUGCUAUUGUCAACCAUGACAAGUGUAAGCCAAAGAAAUGCCGUCAGGAAUGCAAGAAGAGUUGUCCUGUGGUUCGAAUGGGAAAACUUUGCAUAGAAGUCGCACCACAGAGCAAAAUAGCAUGGAUCUCUGAAACACUUUGUAUUGGCUGUGGGAUUUGCAUCAAGAAAUGUCCUUUUGGAGCCUUGUCAAUUGUUAACUUACCGAGCAACCUGGAGAAAGAAACAACACACAGAUACUGUGCCAAUGCCUUCAAACUUCACAGGUUGCCUAUCCCUCGUCCAGGUGAAGUCCUGGGUUUGGUUGGAACCAAUGGUAUUGGAAAAUCAACUGCCUUGAAAAUUCUAGCAGGAAAGCAGAAGCCAAAUCUUGGAAAAUAUGAUGACCCACCUGACUGGCAAGAAAUUUUGACUUAUUUCCGAGGUUCUGAAUUACAAAAUUAUUUCACCAAGAUCCUGGAAGAUGACCUAAAGGCUAUCAUUAAGCCUCAGUACGUGGACCAGAUCCCUAAAGCCGCGAAGGGAACGGUGGGAUCAAUUCUGGAUAGAAAGGAUGAAACUAAGACACAAACUGUUGUAUGUCAGCAGCUUGACUUAACCCAUCUGAAAGAAAGAAAUGUUGAGGACCUUUCAGGAGGAGAGCUUCAGAGAUUUGCUUGUGCAGUUGUUUGCAUUCAGAAGGCUGAUAUCUUCAUGUUUGAUGAGCCCUCGAGCUACCUGGAUGUCAAGCAGCGCUUGAAAGCUGCCAUUACUAUUAGAUCCCUGAUCAACCCUGACAGGUACAUUAUUGUUGUAGAGCAUGAUCUAAGUGUGUUGGAUUAUCUCUCUGACUUCAUCUGCUGCCUGUAUGGUGUGCCAAGUGCUUACGGUGUCGUCACUAUGCCUUUCAGCGUAAGAGAAGGCAUAAACAUCUUUUUAGAUGGCUACGUUCCCACUGAAAAUCUGAGGUUUCGAGAUGCAUCUCUGGUAUUUAAAGUGGCUGAAACAGCAAAUGAAGAAGAGGUUAAAAAGAUGUGUAUGUACAAAUAUCCAGGAAUGAAAAAAAAGAUGGGAGAAUUUGAACUAUCCAUAGUAGCUGGAGAAUUUACAGAUUCUGAAAUCAUGGUGAUGUUAGGGGAAAAUGGAACUGGCAAAACUACAUUUAUCCGAAUGCUUGCAGGAAGACUUACACCUGAUGAAGGAGGUGAGGUCCCAAUUCUAAACGUCAGCUACAAGCCACAGAAGAUCAGCCCUAAAUCUACAGGAAGUGUUCGUCAGCUACUGCAUGAGAAGAUAAGAGAUGCCUAUACCCAUCCCCAGUUUGUAACUGAUGUAAUGAAACCUCUUCAAAUAGAAAACAUCAUUGACCAAGAGGUUCAAACGUUGUCCGGUGGUGAGCUGCAGCGCGUUGCGUUAGCUCUUUGUCUUGGUAAACCUGCAGACGUCUACCUAAUUGAUGAACCUUCAGCAUAUUUGGACUCUGAACAACGUCUGAUGGCUGCUAGAGUCAUGAAACGUUUCAUUCUCCAUGCUAAAAAAACAGCUUUUGUGGUAGAACAUGACUUUAUCAUGGCUACGUAUCUUGCUGAUCGGGUGAUUGUUUUUGAUGGUGUUCCUUCCAAGAACACAGUUGCGAACAGUCCUCAGACUCUCCUGGCUGGAAUGAAUAAGUUUUUAUCCCAACUUGAAAUCACUUUCAGAAGAGAUCCUAACAACUACAGACCAAGAAUAAACAAACUCAAUUCAAUCAAGGAUGUGGAACAAAAGAAGAGUGGAAACUACUUUUUCUUGGAUGACUAAAUAUUGAAUUUGAGCAUCUUUUGUAACUGGCCCAUAGAAAUGCAUAUUCAAAACAAAUAUUGAUGGAUAAGAAGGCCCAAUUGGGUUUUAGAACACUUUGGUUUUUCUGGAGCUUAAACCUGUGCUGCGUGUAACAUCUGAGACAAUAGCAGGGUAAAAUCGAGUCUGACUAAAACUGCCACUUUGUAUAUUUUGGUGAUGCAGCCCUAUUUCCAGUGUUGUAAUUCCAAACCAUCUUGAAAUUGUGCAAACGAGGCUCCAGUUUUUUCAAAAUCACCAGGAGGUUUCCCAUUCCAUCUAUUCUACUUGCACACCAGGUGCUUACCGGACUUCCGAAUUUUUUAAAAUCAUUGAAGCUUUUGUGUACAAGAUGGAGACUAACCAAGAACGUCAAGAUACAGAAGAUCCUCUUAUUUUAAAAAAGCUGAAUCUCUCUGUCUGAGGGUUUCAUAAAUAAAUAUCAUCCAAACUUA